Atta colombica is the source of this 1953-nucleotide messenger RNA. RefSeq names its product solute carrier family 28 member 3 (gene CNT2). Gene Ontology annotation, cellular component: membrane. Gene Ontology annotation, molecular function: nucleoside:sodium symporter activity. The record is from RefSeq and is a predicted model, not a curated record. Gene Ontology annotation, biological process: nucleoside transmembrane transport. The coding region runs from base 126 to 1925 and encodes 599 amino acids. The transcript has 12 exons. Lineage: Eukaryota; Metazoa; Arthropoda; Insecta; Hymenoptera; Formicidae.
UAUGAGAAUUAUUAUUUCCUUGCACGUUGAACAACGCAUUCUUCCGUUUUGCGUUAGUAUAGCGGAAAGAGUGUCGUAAAGAAGAUAUACGUCUUUUUAAUAAAGUGUAUAAAAGGCAAUGUGACAUGUCUGGACAGGUGAACCAGGCAUUCGAAGAAAAUCAAUUAGAUAUGUUAGAAGAUGGUCGGAAAAGCGAACCUAUUACAUAUCAGAAUGCAAAUUAUCACGAAGAAAAAAAUCCUUGGGCAAUCAACAACAAUGCAGUUCAUGCUUAUCUUUCAAAACAUCAAAGAAUUUUUAAAACGUUUGGCUUAAUAAUUUUGAAUCUUCUUUUCAUAACAUAUAUAAUCUUUGCUAGUAUAUAUUGGGAAAAUCAACAAAAAAAUUGUGAUUUUCAAUGGUGUGAAGGCUAUGGUUUACUACUUAUACUUACAGGACUUAUUUAUCUUGGUUUAUUUUAUUUUUUGAUUGUAAAACGAUAUCUUAGCAAAUACAUUUUACAAUGCUGCCGGCCAGCAACAAAUUCCUUGGAACGUUUGCAAAACACCAAAUAUGGAACGCGCAUCACAACGAUAAUAAUUUAUUUAGUUAUAUUUAUAGCCAUCAUUAUUUUUCUUAUCAUUGAUACCGUCGAUUCCAGACACAGGCUAAUUAGUAUUCUUGGCGUUAUUAUCUUAUUAGGAUUAGGUUGGGUGUUCUCUAAAUAUCCGGGACAGGUCAAUUGGAAACCUGUCAUUUGGGGAAUGAUUUUACAAUUUAUACUUGGACUUAUUAUUCUUCGAUGGCCUGUUGGUCGUAGUAUUUUUCAAUGUGUGUCUGCCAAAGUGGCCACUUUCUUGAAUUACGCUAAAUCUGGCUCCAAGUUUGUAUUCUCAGAAGACAUUGUUAACAAAGGAGUCUUUGCUUUUACGGUCGUGCCCGUAAUUUUUUUCUUUAAUUUCAUGGUACAAAUUAUGUGUUACCUCGGUGCGAUGCAAUGGAUUAUUAUGAAAUUAGGCUGGGUCUUGCAAAGCAUAAUGAGUACAACGCUAUGUGAGUCAUUCGUUGCUGUUGCUAAUCCUUUUAUUGGAAUGUCCGAAUCUCCUCUUCUAAUUAAACCGUAUCUCAAUCAAUUGACUUCCUCGGAGUUGCAUGCUGUAUUAAGUUCGGGAUUUUCCACAGUUUCUGGUACGGUAUUAGCUGCUUAUAUAUCAUUUGGUGCUAAACCGGCUCAUUUAAUAACCGCUUCCAUAAUGUCUGCACCAACUUCUUUAGCCUAUUCCAAGCUCUUUUAUCCAGAAACUGAACAAAGUCUCACAAAAUCCGAAAAUAUCAAGCUUGAAAAAUCAUCGGAAAAUAGUAUUUUGGAUGCCGCAACGAAUGGUGCAUUAGCUGCGAUUCCAAUCGUUUUGGGUAUAAUCGCAAAUAUCGUAGCUUUUGUAUCUUUUAUCGCAUUUUUAAAUGGAAUACUCUCUUGGUUCGGCAAUCUGGUUGGUUAUGAACAAUUGAGUCUUGAGAUUAUAUUGGCAAAAAUUUUUAUGCCACUAAGUUGGGUGAUGGGCGUUCCUUGGGAACAUUGCGAAGACGUAGGAAUGCUGAUAGGCAUGAAGACAAUUAUCAAUGAAUUAGUCGCUUAUCAAAGGAUGGGUGAAUUGAUAAAGCAGGGUCGAAUAUACGGAAGAUCGGAAGCGAUAGCCACAUACGCGAUCUGCGGUUUCGCGAAUCCAAGUUCGAUUGGCAUCCAAGUUGGCAUGUUUUCGUCUUUGGUGCCAGAAAAGAAAGAGCAAGUAACGAAAGUCAUUGUGCGAGCCUUCGUUACUGGUAGCGCCGCCUGUUUUCUCACAGCUAGUAUCGCCGGUGUAUUACUUGACGAUAUUUCAGUAUUAUCUGUCCCAAACAAUAUGACAAUGUCAAACGUCACUUCAACAUUAACUUCAUUAAUGUAAAAAGUUACAUCAGAAUUAAGAAAUUAUA